CAUGGGAGGGCGGAACGGGUAUCGACUUGUGGAGAAAAAAACCCGAUUAGCGAGAGACAGAAAAAUAAAAAUUAUUUAAAUUGGAGACAGUUUAAACCCAGAGGCCAGCGAUUCUCGAUCUGCCCCUCCUUACGAUUUAUCAGCCAGUGGACACGCAUUAGAGGGAGAUGCAGGUCGCUGAAGAGGCAUGUGCUCAGCUGGAGGAUGAGCUGCUCUUUUGUGAGGACUGCCGGCUGUACUUCCGAGAUUCCUGCCCGCAACAUGGCACGCCAACAUUUGUGUCUGACCGGCUGGUACCAGAGCGCAUGCCCUCACGGGCACUGUUGACCCUACCUGAGGGCCUUGCCAUCAAAGAGAGGCCACAGGGUGGGCUCGGUGUCUGGUGCACACUGCCUGCCAUCCCGCGUGGUUGUAUCUUUGGACCAUUUGAUGGGGACAUCUUGACGGAAAAGAAUGACUGUACUGUCUUUUCCUGGGCGCUGCAAGAAAAUGGAUCCUAUUACUACGUGGAUGCAUCUGAUGAGUCGAAGGCUAACUGGAUGAGGUAUGUGGCAUGUGCUUCAAGCGAAGAGGAACACAAUCUGACUGUCUUUCAGUACCGCAGUAAAAUUUACUACCGGGUGUGCCAGACAAUUACUGCUGGAGCCGAGCUGCUGGUGUGGAUUGGAGAGGAGUACGCUAGGACCCUGGGGCUAAAACUGGGUGAACACUUCAAGUAUGAGUUUGGCGAGAAGGAACUGCUGAUGAAGCUGUUUCAAGACCUUCAAAACAAAGUUCCUGAUGGGAUCGCGAGCCAUGUUAACCCCCGUGAGCAAUACAACUGUAGCGACUUAGUAGCCUCCAUCAUCCAUGCCCACAAGGCCAACCUGCAGAGCGGUGGCAUCUGCCACAUGAACAGGGAUGCCCCGAGCACCAUGCUGGAAGGAACCCAGAACCUGGUGAGUCUGGGGCGGGCGCAGAGCCGCUAUUGGACCUUCUUUGGUUUCCAGGGAGACGCCUUGGGGCGUAUCCUUGACAAGACUAAAAUUAUUUGCAAACUGUGUGGGGUCCGGUUGUCAUAUAGCGGCAACACGACCAACCUGAGGCAGCACCUGAUCUACAAGCACAGGCAUGAAUACAACGAGCUGGUUGGCGGCACCUCUGCACCACAGAAGGGUGUAGAUCCGUACCCACAAGAUCUUACAUCCAGGACUGUGAAAGGGGUCACGCCUCCCAUUGGGAGAACAACCAAGGCCAUUUUGGAGUUCAUUGUGACUGAUCUACUGCCAUUGAAGACCAUCGAGGGGGAGGGUUUUGUCCAGAUGAUGAGUGUUCUGGAGCCCACCUACAAGAUUCCCACCGUAAGUUUUUUUGCUCAGUCUGUCUUGCAGGACAUGCACAACCAGGUGAAGCUGAGGGUGAUGGACUCCAUGAAGCCGCUGCAUCACUGCGCGGUCAGCAUUGACCUGUGGAAGCAUGAGUGUGCUCGCUCCUACGUAACAGUUAUUGUCCACCACAUCGAUGGGGCCUUUGACUUCAAGCAUCAGGUGCUGUCCAGCCGCCCUGUCAUUGAGGAAACCACAGCGGAGAACAUCAAGAUGGCCCUCCUGGAAAUAGCCAAUGAGUGGGGCAUCCAGGAACGGACCUCAUACUCCGUCAUGGUCAGCAAUGUUGACGUCAAGCUGGCUGCCUCCAAGAUGGGUUGGAAGACCCUCCCGUGCAUUGGCCACGUGUUGCAGAACUGCGUUGACUCAGCCCUGCAGCAGCCCUCGAUCCUCAGGGUGCUGACUCGGUGCAAGAAGCUAAUGGAGUCCAUCAUCUCCUCACCUUCCUUGAGGGACAAGCUGGGCUCCAGUGAGCCUUUCCUGAAGAUCCAAUCCAAGAUGUUCCUCAAUGGCAACAUGAAGUGGUACAGCACCCACAGUGUGCUGCAAAGCCUGCAGGACCAUCGGCAUUUCCUUGACGGACUGAGCGAGAGCCUCCAGGAGAAGGGCUUGGCGCUGAGGCUGGACGACUGGCAAGUGGUCCAUGAUAUAGUGGACAUCCUUAAGCCCCUGGCCAUUGCCACCUCCACCUUUACCAAGGACCGUUUCUCCAGCCUGUCGCUGGUGAAACCAGUGAUUACCAGCCUGGUGUACAAGCACUUGGCCGCCAACGAGAGCGACUCAGAGUUGGCCCACGAUAUCAAACAGACCAUCUGUGCCGACCUCAAUCAGUGGUACUCUGACCACGAAGUCAACCAGGUCCUCAACCUGGCUUGCGCACUGGACCCACGUUUCCGAGGGCUGGACUUCCUCAGCCAGGCUGAGCGGGUGGAGACCCUCCAUGCUCUCAAGCGCGAGGCCUCUGAACUGGCACGCCUACACCCGCCGGCCAGGGGGCGGUCCAGCCCAGAACUGUCCAGCGCCAGCCCCAACCCGACCAAGAAGCCCAAGCAUGACUCGGGCAUCGAGUUCCUGCUGGGGGACCUGUGCAACGUGAGGAGCGUGUCGGCCAACUCUGUCCACCAGCAGGCCGAGCAGGAGAUUAGCAACUUCCAGACCAGUGAGGCAUCCUCCCUCUGUCAGGACCCGCUCUUGUGGUGGAAGACACACCAUACCCAGUACCCGCUCCUCGCCAGUGCAGCGAGGAAACUGCUUGCUGUACCAGCGACUGUGGUGCCAGCCAGCUGGAUAUUCACAGAGGCAGGGCAUGGCAUUUAUAGCAAACGCUCAGCUCUUGCCCCUGAGCAUGUGGACAUGCUGGUGUUUAUGCACGGAAAUCAUAAAACUCCUUAAUGUGUGUCUGUGUGUGGAAGUGAAAUCUCAUAUAUUCCUGAACCUGCU
Rhincodon typus (whale shark) is the source of this 2804-nucleotide messenger RNA. RefSeq names its product E3 SUMO-protein ligase ZBED1-like. The coding region runs from base 168 to 2756 and encodes 862 amino acids. The record is from RefSeq and is a predicted model, not a curated record. NCBI's taxonomy places the organism in Eukaryota, Metazoa, Chordata, Chondrichthyes, Orectolobiformes, Rhincodontidae. The transcript has 6 exons. Gene Ontology annotation, molecular function: protein dimerization activity; DNA binding.